AUGAAAUUCUCAUCAUCUCUUAUCUAUGUGAGUCUACUAGGAGUAGCACAUCUUGGUGCUGCUGUUUCGGUCUCUGGCUCAGCUCAAGGCUUCGCUGCUGGAGUUACAGGCGGCGGCGAUGCCAGUGCACAGAUACCUGGCGAUAUUGAUGAGCUGAAGGAGUGGCUUACCGAUGAUACCGCCCGUGUUAUUGUUCUUGAUAAAGAAUAUGACUUCACUGAGUCAGAAGGCACGACCUCUGGGACCGUUUGUGCUUCUUGGGGCACCGGCGAUGGCUGUCAAAAGAUCAUCCAAGACGACUGCGGAGAUUCCCCUUCUUCUCAGGCAACCUGGUACACUGCUGGAACUACGGGCAUAGAUGUCGGCUCGAACAAAACCAUUCUCGGCGAAGGAGACAAAGGUAUCAUCAAGGGAAAGGGGUUGAGGUUCAGAGACGGAGUGUCGAACAUCAUCGUGCAAAACAUCCAGAUUUCAGACUUGAACCCCGAGUAUGUAUGGGGAGGUGACGCCAUCUACCUCGAUGGUUCUGAUCUAAUCUGGAUUGACCAUGUUACUACGGCACGUACUGGUCGCCAGCACUACACCUUCGGGUACGAUACCAACACUCGCAUCACUCUCUCGAAUAACUUUGUGAACGGAGAGACCACCUACUCAACUGGAUGUGACGGAUACACCUACUGGACUUUUGAGAUGGUCGGCGACGCAGAUGAGAUUACUUUGCAAAACAACUACAUCUAUAUGACCGCCGGCCGCAGCCCAGCUUUGAGCGGAGGAACCCUCCUACAUGCAGUGAACAACGUCUGGGACAAGAAUAACGGGCAUGCUCUCGAGGGUGGAGAUUCUACUGCUAGGGGAUUAUUCGAGGGCAACGUCUGGCAGGAUGUGACUACCGUUGUUGGGGACUAUGCCGGCCGGCUUUUUGCUACCCCCGAUUCAUCUUCCGCUAGUGAAUGCCAGUCUGCCUUGGGCCGUGCGUGUGAGGUGAAUACAGUCUCAGACGAGGCUAGUAUCUCGUCUUAUACAGAUACUUCCUUCUUCUCAGACUUCUCGGGGCUUACUAUUGCCCCUGCAACAUCUGCCAGCGAGGCGCUAUCUGGCGUCCCGAAUAACGCAGGCAUGGGCAAGCUUUGA
This is a messenger RNA of Penicillium manginii, 1131 nucleotides long. RefSeq names its product pectin lyase F. Gene Ontology annotation, molecular function: pectate lyase activity. NCBI's taxonomy places the organism in Eukaryota, Fungi, Ascomycota, Eurotiomycetes, Eurotiales, Aspergillaceae. The transcript has 2 exons. Bases 1 to 1131 code for a protein of 376 amino acids. The record is from RefSeq and is a predicted model, not a curated record.